CAUUUAGUCGAGCGCCCUCAACAAAAAUUAAGUCUGGCACCCUGUUCAGCAGAAUCAUGUAACGUAAAUCCAUCUGAGUUUUACCCAACUACCGAAAUGGGCUAAAGAAAUGAGUGGAUUCGGUGAGUGAAAUAUUGGAAAAGUUACAAUUUCUUCUUCUUGAGUCUUUCUUUUUCUGCCCCGAAUGGUGAGGAUAUAUCACACAGGCUUAUAGUAUCCCUAGGUGAACAGACUUAAAGACAUGGCGGCGUAUAUCCGUGUCGUUGAGGACGAGUCCGAUCCUGAAGUGAUAGAGUUACCGGUUGAGCCGGACGGCACAAUGUUGCUGAGUACGCUGACCGCGCAGUUUCCGUGCGCCUCCGGGCUGAAGUACCGUAACCCAGGCACACGAAGUCUGAGAGGACUACGGGUCGUGGAAGGAAGAAUACAACCACCGGAUGAUGUAUGGGGAGACCAUCUUUACAUAGCAGUCUUCCCUAAAGAUAACAAGCGCAAAGGAGAUGACAGUAGUGAGAACAAUUCUGCUAAAACCCGUCGUGUAGAAAAUAAAACUGUUGACCUCAUUGUACUAGGCUUAGCAUGGAAGACAACAGUAGCUAGCAUGAGGGAAUACUUUGAGAAGAAUUUUGGUGAAGUUCUCAUGUGUGAGAUCAAAAAGAACUUGGAAAACCAAUCCAAAGGCUUUGGUUUUGUGAGAUUCAAAGAUUACAAAGUACAGUGCUCAGUGGUAUCCCAGAGACACAACAUUGAUGGCAGAUACUGUGAUGUCAAAAUACCUGAUUCAAAGAAUUCCCAAGACUCCAAAAAGAUGUUUGUGGGUCGUAUGCCACAAGACAUGACCAAAGAGGACUUGUACAACUACUUCUCUAAGUACGGUGAAGUUACAGAUGUCUACAUUCCAAAGCCCUAUCGCUGUUUUGGCUUUGUGACAUUCUUGAGGUCUGAUGUAGCAUCGGUUGUUGCCAGUGAAGACCACAUUUAUAAGGGUGCAAGUCUACAAGUGAAUCGCGCUGAGCCUAAGAAUCCCAAGAUUAGAAUGCAAGGAGACGACCAUUAUUCUGGCUAUGGGUACGGAGGAGGGGGAGGCUAUUCAGACCAAGGCAGAUACUACUCCCGAGGGGAUUACUCACAGAGUGGGCGUGGUCGAGGACGAGGGGGCGGCAAAAUUGGAACGAGAGGAGGAGACGGGUACCGAGACAGAGACCAAGGUAGUAUAGGGGGACCAGGGAAUCAGGUAAAUACAUGUACGUCCAACGUUGGUGGGGGGAUGGGUGGGGGUAUGGGCGGGGGUAUGGGAGGUGGUAUGGGGGGCGGUAUGGGAGGUGGUAUGGGCGGUAACCCAGGCGGGCAGGGUCCUGGACAGAUGGGGAAUUUCCCCUGGAACCAAGCAAUGCUUGCGGCGCUCAGCCAAGCAGGCUGGGGCAUGAUGAGCAACAUGCUGGCUCAAGGCAUGCAGCAGGGCAUACAGCAACAGCAGCAGCAACAGCAGCAACAGCAGCAGCAAGGCAACCAGCAACCUCAGCAGCAACCCCAGCAGCAAUCGCAGCAGUCACAGGUGGCUAUGUCACAAGGCAGUCAAUCAUCGCAGGUGUCUAACCCAGUCAUGCAGACACCAAACAGUAGCGGGGGAUAUGGAUCAGGGCAGCAAUCCUUAGGAUGGGGGUCUGGCCAGUCUAGUGUAGGGGAAACAGGAAGUCCUGGGUAUCUAAUGGGAGAGAGUAAAAGUGGAGGCAGUGGCUGGUAGCAUGUAGAGUUGUACUCUACUGUCCAAAGUAGACAUCUCACUAGAUCUCUCAACUUCAGUGGUUAUCUUCCUUUGAUGUUUUGUGCUCAGCCAAUUUGAAAUCGAUGGAAUAUUACAUCAAGCAUGAACUGUGCUCUGCUGUUUAUUGAAGAUAAUGGAUUUCACCUGUCAGUAUUUCUCCAAGCUUGUUGCUGUCGCAUUAUUCUUUUUACCAACUUUCAUGGACUGCUAUGAAGUGUGCUUUUCCAAUUCAAAUAACAGAUCAUCACCAUGAACAAAGGUCAGCAUUACACUACUUUACAUCAGUAAUCAUCAAUCAGUGUCAGACUUGACAUCUUAAUUGUUAACACAGGUGCAAAUAUAUAUAAUAGCCAAAAUGGAGUAUUUUACCUUGGCCUUUUUUUUAAUACGAUGUGUGUGUAUGUUGGGGGGGGUUGUGGCAUAGUUGGGGUGGGGGGAUUUGGGGGAUUUGAUUCAGGCAAAGCCUAUGUGAGACAAUUGUGUAUAUACACACUGGGAUGUGCGUAUACACAACAGACUGUUUUUCUGAAUUGAUAUCAGUGUGAUAGGAUUGUGUGCUAUCAUGUAGAUGGCUGUUGACCAGUUUUGAAAUAGAGGAUAAAUGUUGUGGCACUGAUGCGCUCAUGCAGGAGAAAGUGCUGAUUAAAAUGCUGAUUAAAAAGCUCUAGAACUGGAUGAAUCUUUAAGGAUCAGAAGUAAGAGGGAUAUUUAAAAGCAACGUGAGGCAUUAGAAAUGGACAUAAGAUGUUACAGAUGUGAAGGAUCAGAAAUUAUGGAUGAGAUUAUGAAAGGCUGAUCAGUGAAACGGUAAGCAUGGAUUGAAGAUUUUUAUUGAGAGAUUGGAGAACUAUUCAUUGGGGAUUGAAAUAGUUCUGAUAAGGGAUAGAAGAAUUUUAUUAGUCUGAACUUUGGAAUUUGUUUUCAAAUGUGUGAGCCUCAUUUUAGUUCAGUUUGUAUGUAAUUGGCACAAAGUGCAAAGUGGUCAUGACCUGCACAGUGACAAUAAUGUGAAAUGCUGAUCAGACGAAAUCAGUGCAUUGCCUUCAAAUAAGGCUGCAAAAUGAAUGGGUGCUUUGGACGUAGGUUUUGUAUAUACACUGUACAUGUAUUCAGUCAAAAAAGGAUUUUUAUGUGACCUCUCCGAUGUCAGUAUUUGGUCACCCUCCGGAGUUUGGGAAAGAGCCCAAGUGUGAGGUAUAUUGUAGAUUGUUUGUGCUCAUUAAGUAUUAGCUGUGAGAAAAGGUUGUCAGAAUUUAAAGUAGAUCUAGAUAAUGCUGUUUAAAACCACAUUCAUGUUGCAAAAAAUGAAAUGGAUGUGAGCUCAAACCAAAAAAGAUGCCUCAGUGGUCAAAGGAUGAACUAAAGGACUUUUGAAAGUAAAUCUGAAACCUUUUAGCAUGCACCAGACUGGUAAAUGUUGACAAAUCAAUGUGAAGGACUGUGUGCAGAGAAUAAAGCUUGUACUUUAUGCCUUGUCUUAGCCAUUGCCUCAAGUAUGCGUGUAAAACCAUCACCACAGAGCAAGUUUUUCAAGUCCACUCAUGAAUACCCUUUUAUUACGAUGUAUUUUUUGUUGUUCUGGCUUGCUCAAAUCACUUUAUUAGCUCGUGUGUCACCACAUGGUAUACAGCUAACUGGACUGCAUGAAGUUAUUGAAUUUGUAUGUCUUAACCACUUGCUGCCGGGGAGCUUGGUUUCUAACUUGUAUUCUUUAUAUGCACAGCUAGGGUGUCCGAAAUCAGACAAUGGGAACUGGGCCUUGUAACAAAAGACUGUAUUCAUAACAAAAGACCAGGCAGCUGGGCAUUACUUACGUUUGUUCAUUGUCAAUGGUGGAGAUAAUCCGGCGGUGUUUUGAAACAGUAUACUACUGUUUGUGGCAUUCAGUGCGAGCGGAUUACCACUGAGGACAAGAGCCCUCCAGCACUGUAGUGAUGAGCCACACAGUACCGCCGCAUGCUAAUUUGGUCCCUAUUGAAACUGUGCCAGUUUCGGGAACAAAAGAAAAUUACGUAACAGCACACAAUCUGGGCUCUUUUUACAAGGCGGCAGGCCUGGCUGAAGUACUCAGUACGUCAAUACAUGUUGUCUAUCGGAUUAGAGUAGAAACCCAGACAGUCCUUUGUGUGGGUGUAAGUGUCCAGUAAAUGAAGGUAUGAAUUUUUAAAGAAU
Acanthaster planci (crown-of-thorns starfish) is the source of this 3937-nucleotide messenger RNA. RefSeq names its product TAR DNA-binding protein 43-like. Gene Ontology annotation, cellular component: chromatin; nucleoplasm. Gene Ontology annotation, molecular function: RNA binding. The record is from RefSeq and is a predicted model, not a curated record. NCBI's taxonomy places the organism in Eukaryota, Metazoa, Echinodermata, Asteroidea, Valvatida, Acanthasteridae. Gene Ontology annotation, biological process: regulation of gene expression.